AUGGCUAAUCCAGAAUUUAUAUUGGGAAUGACAUUCAUCAAUGCAACAGAAUUUAGAGCUGCUUUGAGAGCUUACUCUGUUAAAAACAAUAGAAACAUUUUCUUUAAAAAGAAUGAGUCUGGUAAAAUUUCUGCAAAAUGUUCUGAUGGAUGUCCAUGGCGUAUAUAUGCCUCUAGAAAGGCACCAGAUGACCCUACCAUCGAGAUAAAAACUUUGGUUGGGAAACAUUCUGAUGAUUGUUUGUUUGUUUAUGCCAAUAAACAUGUCAAAUCUAGGAUGAUUGCCAAAACAUACCUACAUUAUUUAAGAAAACAUCCAGAUGAAUCAGUAGGUGAUUUUAUGGAGAAAAUACAUGAAGAGAUGAAUGUUGAAAUCUCAGUUAGUCAAGUCUAUAGAGUAAAGAGAAUAGCUAAAGAGAUGAUCGAAGGUCACUACAAAGAACAAUAUGCAAAAUUAGAGGACUACUGCGCAGAACUCAAGAAAAAGAAUCCAGGAUCAACUGUAUUGUUAGAAACAAUACCCAAUGAAGAGGAUGGCAAACCUAUUUUUGAAAGAAUUUACAUAUGUCUUGAGCCCUGCAAAAGAAGUUGGAAGGCAGGUUGUAGGCCACUUAUUGGGAUGGAUGGUUGUUUUCUUAAAGGACCAUAUGGUGGUCAACUUUUGACAGCAAUUGGGAUAGAUGUUGAUAAUGGUAUGUUCCCAAUAGCCUAUGCUGUAGUUGAUGUUGAAGACAAGCAUAACUGGAAGUGGUUUUUGAAUUUGCUAGUGGAUGACUUGCAAAUUAGAAAUCAUGAUAACUUGUGUCUCAUUACAGACAAGCAAAAGGGUUUGGAGGGAGCUAUUUAUGAGAUUGUUCCUCAAGUUGAGCACAGGCAUUGUGUAAGACAUUUGUACAAUAAUUUCAAGAAAGUGCAUAAAGGUUUAUCAUUAGAGACAAGAGUUUGGAAAGCUGCUAAGGCAACUUAUGUAAGUAAGUAUAGAUAUGAGAUGGAUACGUUGGAACAGGAGGACAAAGAAGCUAGAAACUGGUUCAACGAUAAACCACCCAAAUUCUGGAGUAAGUCGCAUUUUAAAACAACAACAAAGUGUGAUAUACUUUUGAAUAAUCUUUGUGAGUCAUUCAAUGGGAUAAAACCAAUUUUAAAGGCAAGGGAGAAACCUAUACUUGGAUUGCUGGAAGGAAUUAGAGUAUACCUGAUGAAAAGAAUGAAUCAAAAGAGGGAGGUGCUCCAGUACCAAGGAAGUUUAUGCCCUCGAAUUCAGAAAUUAGUAGAAGAAAAGAAAAAGGCAGCAUCUGCAUCAAUUCCUACUUGGGCUGGACAAUUUCUAUUUCAAGUAAAAACUAUGUAUGGUGAACAAUUUAGUGUUGACUUGAAUGGGAGAACCUGUUCUUGUAGGGAAUGGGACCUUAUAGGAAUCCCAUGCGCACAUGCAAUAAGCUGCAUAUUCAGUAUACGAGAGAAUCCAGAAAAUUUCAUAAAUGAUUGUUACAAGAAGGCUACUCAAAUGAGGAUUUAUGAGCCAGUCAUUGCUCCUAUGGACGGACCUGAUAUGUGGGAAACUACUGAUCUACUUCCUGUUCAACCUCCUACUUAUGAGCCAAAGAAAGGUAAGUUGAACAAAAAUAGAAGAAAAGAACCUGAUGAAAUUGAAGCCUCCAAGAGAAAAGCUGUUGAGAUGAAAAAACAGAGAAGAGAGAAAAAGAGAAAACAGUCUGCAUCAAAUGACUUGAAUGCAGCAGCCACAAAUGUUACCAAAUUAAGUAAGAAAGGGAGGUUAGGGAGAUGCAGCAAGUGCUUGCAAACUGGUCACAAUAAAACAACUUGCAAGAAGAAUAGCGAUUCUCUGAAUUCAAUAGCUCCACCACAAGCUAUUCCAACAACUCGAGUUUGGCCAGCGGAGGACGGUUCAUCUCAGAUGCCUGCACAAGCUCAAGUUGGCAGUAUUGUGAUAAAUGCUGAGAAGUACAAGUGGAAUGGAAAAAAUUGUAUUAGCUUGCAAAGCCUUCAAAAUACAAGUGUUUCAAUGAAGUCCAACAAUAAGAGCUUUGACAAGGAAGAGAAUAGAAGCAAUUAA
Molecule: messenger RNA, 2076 nt
Organism: Lycium barbarum (goji berry)
Lineage: Eukaryota; Viridiplantae; Streptophyta; Magnoliopsida; Solanales; Solanaceae
Exons: 4
Coding region: 1-2076 (691 amino acids)
Molecular function (GO): zinc ion binding
Source: RefSeq, a predicted model, not a curated record